UCUCAUUCAAUUUCAGGUCGUUGUGUUUAAAUCCUGAACGUGAUUGAUUCUUUUUGCUAUUCCUUUCCAGCGCGAUCCACCAUCUAUUGCGACGCCAUAUCAUAUGAGUCAUUUGGUUCCAAUCAGUUUGAGUUGACCAUUGAGUGUAAAGUAGAAGAAUUGAUAGUUAAGAGGUCUUCAAUAUAAUGUUCAAACAGAUUGGAUUGAAAGUGGGUCAUUGGUCUCACAAGAAGAUCGUUGAUCCUCUUCUCCAAAUCCUCCGCAGGGGUGCAGAGCCAAAGCAAUUGGCAUUCUCUGGGGCUCUUGGCGUUACACUGGGUAUCUUUCCCAUCGUUGGGGUCCCUGUAUUUAUGUGUGGGUUAGCUAUUGCAGUACUUGGAUCCUCGUGUCAUGCACCAACUGUGUUCUUGGCCAACUUCAUUGCUACUCCAGUUGAGUUGAGUUUGGUGAUUCCGUUCCUACGUUUAGGCGAAGCUGUGAGUGGUGGAUCUCAUUUUGCUUUGACCUCUGAUGCAUUAAAGAAGGUCUUGACUGGUCAGGCUUCGUGGGAGGUCUUGCUGAGCAUUUUCCAUGCGUUGUUGGGCUGGCUUGUUGCUACACCAUUCAUCCUGGCAGGGCUUUAUGUACUGUUUUUACCAUGUUUCACAUUGUUGGUUCGUAAAUUCAGUAGCGGUCAACCAAUUAAAAUCAAUAGUGUUCCUUCAAGUCCGAAGAAGAUUGUUUCUUCAAGCCCAAAAAAGGCUGUUCAACCCCUUACAGAAGUCAGGGUUAAAGUGAGGGAUGUAUAAUGUUCUUUGAAACUAAUGUAUUAGCUUCUCUUUAGUAGUUCUUGUAAUGGAACAUCAAGAAUUCGGGCAUUUCUGUACAUGUAUCAAGUUUAAAAUUCCAGUCUCAGAGGAAUUGGCAUUGAAAACUGUUACAAGUGAUAUUGAAAUUAUGGUGUCUAUUUUGGUUAUCCUA
Nicotiana tabacum (common tobacco) is the source of this 960-nucleotide messenger RNA. RefSeq lists its product as uncharacterized. Lineage: Eukaryota; Viridiplantae; Streptophyta; Magnoliopsida; Solanales; Solanaceae. The record is from RefSeq and is a predicted model, not a curated record. Gene Ontology annotation, cellular component: intracellular membrane-bounded organelle.